AUGCAUCUGCGAGCAGUGGCAGAGGCACAAGAGACACAGCAAGCAGAGCACCGAGCUGCUAUCCAAGCUGCCCACGGACAACUGCAGCAGGUCGAACGAUAUCUGCUGAGCGAAGCAGAGCUCCAGCGGCAACAACGAGACGCGCUGGCGGCGCAGCUGGAAGCUCAAGGGCGCAAAAUUGCGCAAUUCCAAGCACGACUGCAAUCGGAGCGAGAAGCGCUUGCACUGCAAAACGAACAGCAAACCCGCGCAGCACAAGAGAGAGAACAGAGUCUCUUUCGACACAAGCAAGAUUUGUUGCACGAAAAGAAUCGGCAACGCGAGCGAGAGAUCGAGCUUAAUGAGCAAGUGAGAGCGGCUGGAGAAGCGCACCGCGCACGUGAAAUGGCGCUAGCGGAGCAAGAGCGGCGCGUGAAAGAGGAGCAGCAGACGCGCGAGUCGAGGCUUGGAGAAGAAGCCGGACGUGUCAACCUAGACCAAGCAAACGCGGGUCGCGCGUGGCAGCAUGCGCAGCACAACGCAGCAGACGUCGAGCAUCGCGUGCGUGAGGCGGAAAAGCGAGGUUAA
This is a messenger RNA of Hyaloperonospora brassicae, 567 nucleotides long. NCBI's taxonomy places the organism in Eukaryota, Oomycota, Peronosporomycetes, Peronosporales, Peronosporaceae. The record is from the annotation of a GenBank genome assembly.